GGGUAUGACACCCAUGGUUAUGAACAGAAUGCAACAGAUUCCAGGAUCGCAUGGCCCAGAUACAGCUGGUUUUUCGCAACAUUUUUUUGGACCGGAUGGAAAGUUGCCACCACAGAUUGCGAGACCCAAUCCCCCUAACUUUGGACCAGGGUUUGUCAAUGAUUCUCAGAGAAAACAAUAUGAGGAGUGGCUUCAGGAAACUCAACAGCUUCUUCAAAUGCAACAGAAGUUUUUAGAGGACCAGAUUGGGGCCCACAGAAAAUCUAAAAAG
This is a messenger RNA of Sinocyclocheilus rhinocerous, 271 nucleotides long. RefSeq names its product histone-lysine N-methyltransferase 2C-like. Gene Ontology annotation, biological process: positive regulation of transcription by RNA polymerase II. The record is from RefSeq and is a predicted model, not a curated record. The transcript is spliced from 4 exons. Gene Ontology annotation, molecular function: histone H3K4 methyltransferase activity; transcription coactivator activity. Gene Ontology annotation, cellular component: MLL3/4 complex. NCBI's taxonomy places the organism in Eukaryota, Metazoa, Chordata, Actinopteri, Cypriniformes, Cyprinidae. The annotation marks the transcript as partial.